GCUAAAGGAGUCCAUGACCACCCCAGACCAGAGAGUAAAUUGGAGGCAGAGGCAAGACGAAGUGCAAUUAAGAAGCAAAUGUCUUCUCACCAUUCCCAGAAAAAGAGACCUCUAAACUCAGAGGCAGGAAGGUAUCACGAGAGCAGCAGCUAUGUCAAUAACCUACAGAGUCUGCCCUGCAUGGAUGGCCCAGAAAGGGUUGGCAUCAUCACAGACACCAAUUUUUCAAUUCCAGCCCAGCCUUACCCUUCACUGCAAAAUGCUGACCUCUACAAAGCAUCUUAUGACUUGGCCAACUUCCAAGAGGACCAGUUAUCGCCAUAUCCGAAGUGCCCCAAUACAAGGAUCUACAUGCCCAGGCCAUGCAACUAUGAGUUUGGAGUUCCUACCUUUAUAAGCUCCAGCCGUUACCCAACGUUUUACAAAGAUCUGACAAGUCCUGCCAUUGAUGUUGAUCCUCUUGAUUUGAAUGGAUCUCAGUACAAUGCUGUGACUGCCCAUGACAAGAGCUUUGAUAACCCAGGCAGAUAUUAUGGACUGAAACCAGCUUGGGGGAAAACUGGCAGUGGAGAUCGGAGUGACUAUGGACAGAUGCAAACAAGCACCAAUCACCCUUACUGUGGUGGGGACUACCCCUGCAGAUAUGGUUCCAGCCCCUCUCCCAUAGCCCCACCAUUGCAAACCGUCAUCACAACCACCACCAAGGUGUCCUACCAGGCCUACAAGCCAUCCACGCUGAAAUACAGCGACAACAUCUGUGAUAUGAAAAAUCUUCAAAGCUAUACCCAUGUGGCUGAAAAUGUCUCAGGUGCUAUCUAUUCAGGGAUGAAGAUUCAGGAAGACUUUGGGAUGAUAAAGUCAGCAUUGCUCUACCAGCAUGACCCAGUCCCUGCAAAGUCUGAACAAGCUGAGAGUGUGGAGAGCUAUCGGUAUGGGCCACCACUGGGGAACACCUACACUGACCACGAAGGCCAGACCUUAAGAUUUGAGAGCGCUGAAUAUUGA
Messenger RNA from Mesitornis unicolor (brown roatelo), 1005 nucleotides. RefSeq names its product glial cells missing homolog 2 (Drosophila) (gene GCM2). The record is from RefSeq and is a predicted model, not a curated record. Lineage: Eukaryota; Metazoa; Chordata; Aves; Mesitornithiformes; Mesitornithidae. Gene Ontology annotation, molecular function: RNA polymerase II cis-regulatory region sequence-specific DNA binding; DNA-binding transcription activator activity, RNA polymerase II-specific. The annotation marks the transcript as partial. Gene Ontology annotation, cellular component: nucleus. The transcript is spliced from 2 exons. Gene Ontology annotation, biological process: regulation of transcription by RNA polymerase II; gliogenesis.